Candoia aspera is the source of this 2615-nucleotide messenger RNA. It is a transcript of the gene ZNF639, whose product is annotated as zinc finger protein 639. The record is from RefSeq and is a predicted model, not a curated record. The transcript has 4 exons. The coding region runs from base 1044 to 2492 and encodes 482 amino acids. Lineage: Eukaryota; Metazoa; Chordata; Lepidosauria; Squamata; Candoiidae.
AUUAAAGUGAAAUGGAUUUCUGGACUUCUUUUAUUCCAGAAAUUAUUGGAUGGCAUUUCUAAUGUCUCAGGCCUUUGGGCAUCUACAUAUAAUAGCACAUAAUUCACAUCCUAAAAAAAUUACUGUAAAUCAUUUAUUAAAUAAUAAAUAAAGCCAUCUUACAUGUGAGCAUAAGCCAAUCUAAAGUGAUACACCUUCCAUCACUGAAAUAAUCAUACAGUGGCUGCCCUGAUACAGAACCAACAUACGAGAACAUCCUUGUAUCUAAAUUGGUAUGUUAGUAAAACUUGAAGAUAUGGUUGAAUAGCUAUUUCAGCAGCAGGGGCAUCUGGGGAGGGCCAGAAGAGUCAAGAUGGUGGCCACAGCCAUGUGAUCAAAGCCCGUCUCCUCUUUAAAUGUACCCUGUGGAUGCCCCUAGUCAGCAGCAUAAAUUAGGGCUAGGAUAUUGAGCUGCUGUCUCAGCUGAGAAACCAAGCAGGCUAAAGUGUGUUUGGUCAUCGGAUAGGAGACUGCCAGGGUAUUCCAGAGCUAGACUGGGAAACCUCUGAAAAACAUCCAGAAGAAGGCAGUGGCAAAUCACUUCUGUUGCCAAGAAAACUGUAUGGAUGUGUCCAUGUAGUCACCAGGAGUAAGCUUAACUCUAGGGAUCUUUUUUUGUUGUUGUUGCUACUGCUGCUGCUGUUAAAUAAUUGGUAGCUAGACUUCUUAGACAAUUUCCUGCAAAUUACCUAGGGAAGUAUUGGCACUGCUUUCUCCAACCCGCUUCCCAAUCCAUUGGAUUGCAACUCCCAGAAUUCCCAGCAGUGUAUUUUGGUGCACCAAAUUAGGGAAUACUAUACGUGGAGAUCCAGGUCUAUAUUCUAACUGAACCUGCCCGAAGAUGCACUUUGUGAGUGUGCUGGCAGAUAGGCUGAUUGUGUUGGUUCUUGGCAGGGGUGGGUCUGUGUUUCUCUUACUCUUUGUAACUGCAAAUUAUCCAGUAGUGCAUUAACAGAUAUAUUUGGCUUUGGUUGCUACCUGCAGUUAUUUCAGACUAAAGCAAAAUGAAUGAGCAUCCAAAGAAAAGGAAAAGGAAGACUCUACACCCUUCACGCUAUUCAGAUUCUUCAGGAAUUCCAAAAUACAUAGAUAACAGUGGCAUAUUUUCUGACCAUUGUUACAGUGUCUGUUCCAUGAAGCAACUAGACACAAAAGUUCCUGAUAACCGAGGUCGAUUUCAUAACACAGUGCCUAGCAUAGAUACUGAUGAGGAUGGCAGCCAGGUGUAUGCUGGGACAUCUCAGUGGAGUGGGAUCCAGUCUAAUGUCCUGGGGACACACUUGGUGGACCCUAAAAAAAAAGAUAAAUCCCCCAGUAACGGAAUUUUUAAAGAUUCGUGUGAAUCACCUAUCUUCAGUGACAGUUUAACAGAAGAGGAGAAACCUUUGGACAUUCAGACUGUAGAAAUUUCCACUACUGAAGUCCAGGCUGUGGAGGUUCAUGACAUUGAAACUCAGACCAUUUCCCCAGAGAAGCUUGAAGCAGAGGAUGCAGAAGAAAUCCCUGUUGGAAGUUGCAAGGUGCUUGAAAAAAAUCCUCCUUUGAAUGUUGUCAUUCCACCCAAAUGGCCCCUGCUCCGGGCAAACAGCAGCGGUUUGUACAAAUGUGAACGAUGCACAUUUAAUAGUAAAUAUUUUUCAGACUUAAAGCAGCAUGUGGUUCUAAAGCAUAAAACAUGCCCUGAGGGCAACAUCUGCCGUGUGUGUAAGGAAAGCUUCUCUUCCAAAAAGGUGCUUAUUGAACACUUGAAAAUUCAUGAGGAAGACCCCUAUGUUUGCAAAUAUUGUGACUACAAAACAGUGAUGUUUGAAAACCUGAGCCAGCAUAUAGCAGAUACACAUUUUAGCGACCAUCUUUACUGGUGUGAGCAAUGUGAUGUUCAGUUCUCUUCCAGUAGUGAGCUGUACCUCCAUUUCCAGGAACACAGCUGUGAUGAACUGUACCUGUGCCAAUUUUGUGAGCAUGAAACAAGCGACCCCGAGGACUUGCACAGCCAUGUGGUGAACGAGCACGCAGGCCGGCUGAUAGAGCUGAGUGACAGCUACAACAGCAGGCAGCAACAGGGCCAGUACAGUCUGGUCAACAAAAUCAGCUUUGACAAGUGCAAGAACUUCUUUGUGUGUCAAGUGUGUGGCUUCCGCAGCAGGCUUCACACCAAUGUCAAUCGCCAUGUGGCGAUAGAGCACACCAAAAUAUUCCCCCAUGUUUGUGAUGACUGUGGGAAAGGCUUCUCAGGCAUGUUGGAAUAUUGCAAACACUUAAAUAGUCACCUGUCUGAAGGCAUUUAUUUGUGUCAAUAUUGUGAAUAUUCGACAGGACAGAUUGGAGACCUCAGAAUUCACUUGGACUUCAGGCAUUCGGCUGAACUGCCUCACAAGUGCACCGAUUGCUUGAUGAGGUUUGGUAAUGAAAGAGACCUUUUGAGUCAUCUUCAAAUACAUGAAACUGCUUGAUUGUUGUUGUAUUUUCUUGUCUAGCCCAGAAUAAUAGCAUUUCAGAGUUUCAUCAGCAUAAAAAGCAGCUGAGUGUUUCAAAGGAUGGUGUAUUUCAUCAAACCUUUAAUGCGUAAUGCAUGU